Rhipicephalus sanguineus (brown dog tick) is the source of this 333-nucleotide messenger RNA. RefSeq lists its product as uncharacterized. The coding region runs from base 4 to 333 and encodes 109 amino acids. The transcript is spliced from 2 exons. The record is from RefSeq and is a predicted model, not a curated record. Lineage: Eukaryota; Metazoa; Arthropoda; Arachnida; Ixodida; Ixodidae.
GAAAUGACGUCCAGAACUUCCCUCGCCGCGGCUCUGUUGGUGGUGGUUCUCCUGGUGGUGGCGCUUUCGUCGGCGCAACAGUACCCGCCGCCCGGACGGCCUGGCGGCAAUGGUCGCGACUGCAACUACAUCUGCUUCCUGGACAACUGCAACCGCCGCAAGUGCUACUACACCUGCAGCAGGCCAAGCUACUGCGAGGACCAGGCGUCACUAUUACUGUCCGGAGGUUCAGUGGACGGCGUAGUACGGGGGCCUCCAUCACCGGCCGACGACGUGGACGGCACGGACGUUCCCGACGUUCCAUCGGCGCCCUCAGCGACGCCAAGCGCCUGA